Messenger RNA from Helobdella robusta, 3753 nucleotides. RefSeq lists its product as hypothetical. Gene Ontology annotation, biological process: transposable element silencing; germ-line stem cell division. The coding region runs from base 1 to 3753 and encodes 1250 amino acids. NCBI's taxonomy places the organism in Eukaryota, Metazoa, Annelida, Clitellata, Rhynchobdellida, Glossiphoniidae. The transcript has 21 exons. The record is from RefSeq and is a predicted model, not a curated record.
AUGGACCCCCUGGAGAAAGUCGAAAAGUUGCCUAAUUUGAACGUCUGGUCGACCUUAUGUGACGUGAGACGCAUGCUCCUGGACAACCAACUGGCCGAUGAGAACCCACAACACAUGGAGCUGCUCUUUCAUUCCUGCGGCGGUUCCUUUCAUGACGUUCCAGGUUUCGUUAGGAGUCAUCAGUUCACUAACUAUGCGUACAGCUCAAAAGGAUUGUUUCUACCAUUGCUAACCGAAAAAUUUGAAAUCACAUCUUCUUCGACGUCGACUGCCCUGACCAAACCACCAGAGACUGACGCUUCGCCACCACCAGCGACGACAUCUGUUGCGACAGUAGCAACAAAUUCAUUAACAGCAACACAGGCGAAACGACCGGCGUGUAAGGUUCACAUAUCUGCCGCUGAGAAUCCUUGCCACUUCUACGUUCAGAAAGUUGAAAAUUUUGAAAGAUUGAAAGCCUUAGAAGAUGAGUUGAACAAGAGCGUGGAGUUGGACCAGGUGAAGAAGAGAGAUGCCGACGUUGAGUGGAGGAGUAACAUGCUGGUGCUUGCAAAGGCCCAGGAAGACAUGAGGUGGCACAGAGCAAAGGUGAUGGCCGUAAUGAGUGAUGAGAAGGAUGAUAACUUAGAGGACCAGCUCUGCCGACACAACUACUCAAAAGUGGAAGUUGAAGUCUUAUUUGUGGACACCGGGAUUACCGAAGUCGUCGUCAGUGACGAUCUCCUUCCUAUGACGUCAUAUUACAAACAGCAGCUGCCCUUCCAAGCCAUCGAGUGUGGCAUGAUGCUUGUGGAGCCAAUCGAUGACGAUGACGAUGAAGAUGAAGAUGAAGAUGGUGGUGGCGGUGGUGGUAGCUGUUACGGUAAUGUCUUGGUAGCUGACAAUAACAAAUUCGAUAAAACUUCUGGUAAUGCUAAUAAGGGUGAUGGUGAUGAUGGGGAAGAGAAAGAUGCCAUUCCACCAGAUGUCAUCCUAAAGUUUAAGGAGCUAGCAAAGAAGGUUUGGACUGGCAGCAGCGUAGAUCACUCUGACUCCACGGAUGAUGACGAUGAUGAAGAUGACGAUGAGGAGGAAAGCGAUGAUGAUGUUGAUGGCCACCACGCAGAUGAUGACGUUGAUCCACCGAAUAAUGAUGGUAGUGAUAACGUGAGUGAUAGCAACAGCAACAACAGCAGUAACGUGAAUGACAACAGCAAGAAGGCAUCAACAACGACGACAUUAAAAAGCUGGUCGCCUGACUCUGGUUCGUUCAUGUUAGAUGCAUCGGAAGAUGUCAGUAAUGCAAAACUCGUAGCAUUAACUGUUGAGGUAGGCUCAGCUCUGACAACAGCCCUUAAUACAGGUGAGUACAGGUACUCAGUGAACCUCCACGAUACGACGUCAUUCGGCGAUUAUGUGGUCAGCUACACCGAGCUGCUUGUGGCCAAUAGGAUGGCUGUUGUGUCUCUUAACGGGGUCAAGGAUCUUUUCAAGGACUUAUCAUCUAAGUAUGAUGAUGAUGAUGGUAGUGGUAAGAAAAAACGUAAAAAAUUAAAUGGAAGAACGGAUAGUGAUAACAAUGAUUACGACUAUGAUGAAAGUGAAGAUGAUGAUGAUGAUAGCAGAGGUAUUUGUGGUGAUGAUAAGGAUGCAGAUGUUCCAGAAGAUAAAAUGCACUGCUUAUCAGUUUGCAAGUUCAUCAGUCUUUGUGAGAGAUAUCUACUUAGUAAGGGCAGAGGUGUGUGUUUGAAACUGGCCAAUCAGAUCUUGCUAACUGUUCAGGAUGCCUGCAUGAACAACUACAAAACUGUGGAUUAUUUGGACAUUCUGAAUCGAACGUUAAAGUACACGAGAUACAGUAACAACAUCAUUCCUCUUAUAAAUGCUAUACUCUUGGUUGUCCAUAAGGAUAGGUUUUGUUCAGAAGCAAAGAAUUGUAACUUAUGGAACACCAUUUGCUUUAUGCUGGAUAGAUUGAGGAUCUUGAGUUGUAGUGACAAUGACGUCACCAGCAACGACCACUGCAGUUGUAUGAUUGUUAGAAGGGGCACAAGUCCAUCUCAACAUGCCAAAUAUUUGCUCUUCCUCCUUCAAUCUCUGCCACAGAUGCUUCAGUGUUCAGAAUGUCAGGAAUGUUUCAGAAUGAAGGGUGGCGUGAGCUUACUUUCAAAGAUUCUCAUCAACAUCAAUCUUCCCAUAAAUUUGACGCACCUCUGCAUAAAUAUAAUUAUUAACCUGCUGGAGAAACAAAUUGGCUAUGGGAUAGAUAUUUCUCAUCAAAAUAUUCCUGCUCGCGCUUCCAAGAAAUCAUCUGAUCAACAAAAUGUUCUCUCCACAACUAACCCAACAACGUCUGGUGAAGAAAACGUCCUGUCAACAAGGACGACAUCAUCUGAAGAGGAGAAUGCUGUUGUUCCGAUGAAUUCUGCAGAACUGGAGCAGCAGCAAGAACAUGCUGAUUUGUUGAAGUUGAAAAAGAUGUGGGAACGUGAGCUGCAGUUGAACAUCAACCUGGUGAGGAAGAGAUACAAAAAUGUUUCGCAACAAUUGCUGGAAUUUGUCGACAACGAGCUGUCCAAAUUUCGCAAAAUUACUGGUCAAGAAGGGGCCAUUGGUGAUGAUGAGGAUGACUAUGAUGAUGAUGAUGAUGAGUUUGAAAACUAUGAUGAUGAUGAGUUUGGUAGUGGCGGGAACAACUUGUAUCGAAACAACAUCAACAACGCCCAGCCAUACAUUCAUCAACAACAGCAGCCACAACAACUUACACAGCAAGUUUAUUUCAGAAAAUUAGACUAUGUGGACAGUCUCCAGAUGGUGUGUUGCGUCAUAAAUAGAUGCAUCGAUAUGAUAACAACGUCAUCGUCCACAACAACAUCGUCAUCGUCGUUGUUGGCAACAAUUUCAAGAACGACCUUGACAUUAUGCGUUGAUUUGAUAUAUGUCGUACUGAUCAUCAACAAGGACAAUAACAGAAGCAGAUGCAAUGACAGGAAUAACAAUUGGGAAAAGUGCGUUAGGUGUCUGCAGACGAAUCAUGCACUUUCCAGUUUGGUAUCUCUGGUUGACCAUUGCAAAGAUGUCGAUCUGGUUAAGGAUGUAUUCAACGUGUUCACGAUCAUCUCCCAGUCCAGUUUCUAUGCCAGGAAGGAGCUAAAUGGCUUAAAAGUCCUUCAGAUUGUGGAAAGAUUGCAGAAGAACUAUCCGGAUGAUUAUGACGAUGACGACGUUUGCAAAAAAUUAACAAAUGCUUUGGCUAGGAAGAAGAAGGAGAAGAAAGGAACGAAUGAAGAAAAAAGCAAAAGACCAGAGGUUUCCUGGGCAAAUGUAUCUGAUAGCCUGAUAAAGAUGAGGAUUGAGGUUAGAGAUGUUGGGGGUGGUGAAGAAGAUGGUUGUGGUGAACCUCCCAUCAAACUUGAAAAACAGUCCAUACAUUUCAGAGCUGUAUCGAAUAGGCAGGAGUACUCAUUCAACCUUCAGUUGCACGCUGAAAUCAUUCCGGAGGACUGCCCAAUCAAGGUGAACUCUUCAGAGGUCAACGUCACAUUGGUGAAGAAGGAACCAUCCGAGUGGCCACGAUUGGGCUCAUCCAGGCACUCCUACGUCAAAUAUGAUUACGAAAUGGAUCGUCUUGACGAGUGUGGAGAUGGAAAUGGUGGUGAAAACUGGGAUAAAGCCGAUGGUGAGGACUGGAGAUGUGAUUAUGACUACAGUGACGAUGAAGACGACGACAUGACGUUAGAUGAGGAUGAUGACGGCACUGAAUUCCUCAGCUAA